Molecule: messenger RNA, 892 nt
Organism: Melitaea cinxia (Glanville fritillary)
Lineage: Eukaryota; Metazoa; Arthropoda; Insecta; Lepidoptera; Nymphalidae
Exons: 5
Coding region: 140-892 (250 amino acids)
Source: RefSeq, a predicted model, not a curated record
CUUACGAGGUGCGCUCCGGUACCAACGCGUGCGUCGCUCAAUUCCUUCGCGCGCCCGAUGUCGUGCUGUGCCCUUUCAAUCGUGCCUCGGUGACAGUGCCCACCUGCCUACUCCAAGCUAGUCCACAAUCAGCCCCGCUAUGGGGUGCGGCCGCGGACUCUGCACCGCCGACAAGAUCUUCAUUUUCAUCAAUUUAUUAUUCGCGAUGUACAGCGGCGCGCUGCUGGCGACGGCGGCGCGGCUGGCGUGGGACCCCAGCACGUACACGUGGUUCCGCUUCCUGGCCGUGGUGCAGUACCGCGUCACCACUGCCUACGUGCUGGCGGCCGGCCUGUGGCUCGCCGCGCUCGUGUACCUCGCCGCCGCCGCCGCGCACCGCACUGCGCGCACCAGCCUGAACCUCUACUCGGCCGGCGUGGCCUGCCUGGCGGUCAGCGAAGUGGCGUACGGUGCGUGGAUGGUGGCCUCUCUGCUGGAGUGGUGGCGCAGCGCCCCCGAGGCAGAGCUGGCGCGCCACGGCAUCGACCUGCUCCACGACAUCAAACCCGCGCUGCUCGCCGUCGAGCGCUACGCUGACGUGGCGCGCCCCAUCUACGCCAUGAUUGAGGAGGUGGAGCGAGAAGCGCCGAACAACGUUUUCGUAAUAAUUGUCUUCACCGGGGUCGGCGUCAUACUGCAGAUAGUGGCGUUCGUGAUGGCGCGCCGGUUGGCGCGGCGCCCCGCGGCGGCGCCCCCGGGCGAGCGCCCCGGCGAGCGCCCCGCGCCCUGCGCCUGCGCCUGCGACAAGCGCGCCGCCGACGACGACAGCGACAGCGACGGCCACGACGCGCCGCCCGGCUGGCGCAAGAAGGCCAACCUCCGCAUGUACACCAUCCUCGACAAGAUUUUCUAG